AUGCUGAAGUGUUCAGAAGUGAUAAAUGACCAUAAUCUCCAUAAGACCGAAGCCAAUCAUAUUAGUCCAAUAGACAAUUGUGUAGUGUGUGAAAACUAUGUAUCUCACAGAAAUAAAUAUAUUACUGCCAGAAAAGAGUAUGAAAAAGAUGCGGAGUCACAACUAAAAUCAUCAGAUCUCAUAGUUUCAGCAGAUCUUCAGAAAGUGAUAAUGCUUCCAAGAGCAGAUAUGUUUAAAGAAGUAAUUUUUACUAGGCGCAUAAUUGCUUUUAACGAAAGUUUUGUUGCUGUCGGGAAGGGUAGAAACGUCCGUCCUUUAGGAAUUCUGUGGCACGAAGGAAUAUCGGGAAGAAAAAAAGAAGAUAUAGUGUCUAGUUUCUACGCAUUCUUCCUAAAAAACAGGGAUAAAGAAUCCAUAACAAUUUGGCUGGAUAAUUGCUCUGCGCAGAACAAGAAUUGGUGUUUGUUCAGUUUUUUCAUCUAUAUAGUAAAUGCUACAGAAGUUAACCUUAAACAAUUAACCAUUAAAUACUUUGAGCGCGGACACACGUUUAUGUCUGCGGACCAUUUUCACCACCAGGUAGAAAAAUCAUUAAAGAGGGCCAAAACUGUUUGGGAUUUUAAUGACUAUGUUCAAUGUGUUCUAAAUUCAACAAAACAGACCGAUGUUGCAGCACUAGAGAUUAGAAAUUUCUAUAAGUGGACAGAUUUAAGUUCAAAAUACAAAUUACAAAAGUUAACACCACGCUGCUAUCUCAAUAAUAUUUCGCUCGCAAUUUUUACGAGGGGCGAGAAAACGUUAAAAUAUAAAAACUCGUAUGACGCAGAAGAUUUGAUAGAACUCAACUUUUUAACUGCGGGUGCAUUUAAAACUGGUGUGACAAUUCCACCCUCACGAACAUCUAACCGAGGAAUUAGUCAAGAGAGAAAGCAACAUUUGUUAAAUAACCUGCAAGAUAUAAUUCCAGGCAACAGGAGAAACUUUUGGGAAGAAUUACCGGUAGGCGAUGCAGCUGAAGAGGAAGAAAAUGGAUAA
Diabrotica virgifera virgifera (western corn rootworm) is the source of this 1035-nucleotide messenger RNA. RefSeq lists its product as uncharacterized. The transcript has a single exon. Bases 1 to 1035 code for a protein of 344 amino acids. NCBI's taxonomy places the organism in Eukaryota, Metazoa, Arthropoda, Insecta, Coleoptera, Chrysomelidae. The record is from RefSeq and is a predicted model, not a curated record.